This is a messenger RNA of Aphanomyces astaci, 1415 nucleotides long. RefSeq lists its product as hypothetical. Gene Ontology annotation, biological process: amino acid transmembrane transport. Gene Ontology annotation, molecular function: amino acid transmembrane transporter activity. The transcript has 3 exons. Lineage: Eukaryota; Oomycota; Saprolegniomycetes; Saprolegniales; Verrucalvaceae. Bases 60 to 1280 code for a protein of 406 amino acids. The record is from RefSeq and is a predicted model, not a curated record.
GUGUGGCGUUCAGUUGGUGGUGGUAAGUGUCGUCGCCGCCACGCCAUUCUUGUAUUCCCAUGUCCCCACCCAGUAGUCCAAGCGACAGCCUGCCACUGCUUCAGUUCCGCUCCGCGAAGGUCAUCCAUGAGCCGCGGGGCACGUUCUGGACGUCCGUGUUUGCGUUGGUGGGCACGAUGAUGGGUGCUGGCGCGCUCUCCCUCCCCAGCACCAUGGCGCAGGCCAACGUUGUACCCGACAUUGUCUUGUUCCUGUUCAUGGCGGUGAUUGCUGCGGCGGCGUGCAAUGCGUGCGUCGCGACCUCCGAGCACACUGGGAAGCACUCGUUCGAGUCGAUGGCGGCCGUGAUGUUCGGGCCGUGGCGGCAGUGGUUCGUGCGCGUGCUGACGUUGGUGCUUCUCUUCGGUAUCCAGGCCGUCUUCUUCGUGGUCAGCCUCGAUCUGCUGCAUCCAUUCGUCGCAACGUACGUGAGUCGACUUGUCCUCGGCGCGGUGCUCACCGCCGUCACCAUCCCUCUCUGCCUUGUCGAAACCAUGUACGCGCUGCGCUACACGAACGCCAUCGUGGUCGGGUGCAUGCUGUACAUCUUCGUUGUCGUGGGGAUUCGAGCCGCGAUGGUCGGUUCCUGGCCUGAGCAGGUCACGGACGUCACGACCACCUCCGCCAAGGGUCUUCUGUAUGCAUUGCCCAUCCAAGCGCUGAGCUUUGGGUGCCAGAUCAACUCGGUGCGAAUCUAUGGCGAACUCAAAGACAAGACCCAAAUGACCCAUGUAAACGCGUGGACGAUGGUGCUCGGGUUCGUUUUGUACGUGGCAUUCAGCGUGCUAGGAUUCAUCUGCUUUCAAGGAUUUCCUCCCGCGGAUAUCUUAACCGGAUUCCCCACCGACGACUGGCUUGUGAACAGCGUUCGCCUUGUCUUGGGCAGUUGUGUGAUUUUGAAAAUCCCGCUCAUCUUUCAACCGUUCAUGCAGGUAUUGGAAGCCAUUGCGCUGCCUACGUCUGUGUCAGAAGGGGGCGACGGACGUCCGUUUCGAGUGAGUGCGACGAUCGUGUCGCUGAUUGGAGCGUUUGCGAUGGCGGUGACGUUUAAAGAUCUCAGUGUUUUGAUGGGCUUUGUCGGGGCUACGGGAGAUAUCAUGCUCAACUUUGCCGUGCCAGGGAUGUUUUUGAUCGAAGUGGGGACAAAGACCAACGACAGACGAUCAAAGUGGCUCGGGAGUUUCCUGCUAAUCACGGGCAUUGUCAUGGCCAUUUUGAGCUUGAUCGGGUUACUCGCUUGAUAAUAUUGGCUACAGUACACAACCACGGCAAAUAUCUGUUUUCUCCCCGUACUACAUCCCACAUACAAAAAUCAAGAUAAUACUGUAAUCCUUACGAGUUGUAAUUCUCAAUAUUCAAAAUUCGUGUCGUCCACA